Molecule: messenger RNA, 864 nt
Organism: Sphenostylis stenocarpa
Lineage: Eukaryota; Viridiplantae; Streptophyta; Magnoliopsida; Fabales; Fabaceae
Source: the annotation of a GenBank genome assembly
AUGGAGGGUGGGGGUGGUUUCAGGAUUGGUAGUUCAUCCAUUUUGAGGGACAGUGACGCAGAUAUCUUCUCAAACUCAUUCCACCAAGAGGAUGAUGAAGAGGCUCUCAGAUGGGCUGCCAUUCAGAAACUUCCCACCAUUUCUCGGUUGAGGAAAGCUUUGCUCACUUCAUCCGAAGGGGAAGUGAAUGAGAUUGAUGUUCACAAACUUGGGUUGCCAGAAAGGAGAGCUUUACUUGAAAGAUUGGUGAGAACUGCUGAAGAGGACAAUGAGAAGUUUUUGCUCAAGCUAAGGGAACGAAUAGAUAGAGUUGGAAUUGAACUUCCUACUAUAGAGGUUCGGUUUGAGAACUUGAGUGUCGAAGCAGAAGCUCGUGUAGGAACUAGCGCUUUGCCUACCUUCACCAACUUCAUGGUUAAUAUUGUGGAGUUUUCUGGAAAGAUGACUUAUAAUGGUCAUGGGAUGGAUGAGUUUGUACCCCAAAGAACUGCAGCAUAUGUCAAUCAAAAUGAUCUUCAUAUUGCAGAGUUGACCGUCAGAGAAACCUUGGCCUUCUCAGCAAGAGUCCAAGGAGUUGGAACUCGUUAUGAUUUGCUAGCAGAAUUGUCCAGAAGAGAAAAAGACGCAAAUAUCAAGCCUGAUCCAGAUAUUGAUGUCUACAUGAAGGCUGUAGCAACUGAAGGCCAGAAGGCAAAUUUGAUAACGGAUUACGUCCUAAGGAUUUUGGGACUGGAGGUCUGUGCUGAUAUUAUUGUAGGAAAUGCAAUGUUAAGGGGGAUCUCUGGUGGACAAAAGAAACGCGUUACUACAGGUAAUGUUGACAAACAAGUAUCUAAACAAAACACUCUAUAUGUUAUCGCUUGA